ACUGUGUGAAGGUCUGCACCGUUAACCCUGUGAUAAGCCAGCGUGUGGAACUUAUCAAGUUAGAUGACCGGGGGUAGGUUACCUCCUGGGAGCAUUAGAGUGUUUUGGGCCCUUGGCUAUCUUACUGCCAGCACGGAAUGUCACAAAAGGGAAGGCUUCGAGAAGUAAAGCCUUCAUUCGCUCUAUUGUGGAAGAAAUAUAAAGGCUUGCGAAUUGUUUGCUCAGCCCAUUCAUUACAUUUUUUCACCUUUCCGCAAGCCCCCUACAAUUACUACAACAAUGGCCAACAAGGCAAAACUCGAGGCACUCCUGACUCUGAUCAACACAUCCGCACGAGAUGCCAUUGCGUUGUAUGAGAAGUACGGUGAUGUACCCACCAUAGACCAGAUGGAGCCCCACCCGUUGGACGAUGAGGUCGACCAAGUAGCUUUGAAGAGUGCUAUUCGUACUUUUGAAGGUGCUUCUGCUCAGAUAAGCACGACACUUGCUCCACCUGCCCAUACUGCAAUCAACCUUGUCCAAGUGUAUGAUCAUGCUUGCGUGCGAGUAGCUGCUCGGGAAAAUAUUUCAGAUAUUCUUUUGAAUUACCCGAAGGCCACGAGAGGUUGCUACAACGAAGUUGAUAUGGACGUUUUUGCCAACAACCGACUGUCUCUAAUCCUGCUCAAUGCGAACCCUGUCAGGCACAUGAUCUUGCUUCACGUGGAGCCAGUUGCCAGGGGAGCAGCAGUAUUCUAUGAGACACUCAAAGAUCCGAAGAUUGCGUACUCGUAUGAACCAACGGUUGCCCCCGUGAUGUACGCCAUUAACAAAGAAGGAACUGAAGGAACGUUCUUCGACUGGAUGGCGCGGAAUGACGGCCAACGCGAGUCCUAUCAUACCUCGAUGAGAGCUCUGAACGUCAUUAUGGGCUCCCUCGCUGUCUUGACUCAUUUCCCAUUCGAGAAGUACUCCACGGUUGUUGAUGUUGGAGGAGGUAUCGGAGCAUUUUCUCUGCCUUUGGCCAAAACGCACAAAAACGUGAAAAUCAUAAUCCACGAUCUUCCGGAAGCAUUGGUCCAGGCGAGAGGCAUCUGGGCGAGAGAAUGCCCUGAAGCCCUGGCAGAAAACAGAGUCCAGUUCGAGGAUUUGAACUUCUUCGAACAAGUGCCCGUGAAGGGUAAGGACAUCUACUAUCUCAGAAAUAUCAUCCACGACUGGCCUGACCACGAAUCUGCGCUCAUUCUUUCCAACCUUCGCAAGGCGCUCGGUCCAAACAGCCGUGUCCUCAUCCAUGACUACGUGCUCCGCCAGCUUAGCCGCAAGCAGGCAGCAGCAGAAGCUUCAAACCUGGGAGUUACUUCGGCUCCUGAACCUCUUCUUCCAAACUAUGGUGUUGGAAGUAUGCGUGCGUACGAGCAAGACAUGACUAUGUGGUUAGUACACAACGCAAAGGAGCGAACAUUGCAAGAUUGUUUCGCACUCGCCACUGCUGCUGGCUUGAAACUGGAGAAGGUCUGGGACCUUGCCGAAGCAUGCGUCUUGGAGUAUUCUGCCGCAUAA
Molecule: messenger RNA, 1542 nt
Organism: Suillus subalutaceus
Lineage: Eukaryota; Fungi; Basidiomycota; Agaricomycetes; Boletales; Suillaceae
Product: S-adenosyl-L-methionine-dependent methyltransferase
Exons: 12
Coding region: 280-1542 (420 amino acids)
Molecular function (GO): O-methyltransferase activity
Source: RefSeq, a predicted model, not a curated record